AAAAAAAAGUGAAAAUGGAAAGGAAAAUAAAAGCAAAGACAAACCCCAACCACGUGGGAAAAACAUGGGUAGAGCGAGAAGAUCGAUGAACCACAGUGCCACACAAAGGCCCGCAAAAAUUGUGACCCAUCAUUUUUCUAAAUGGCUGAACCCAGAAAUUUUCUUGGAAAAUUUUGGCCAUAUGGAAAAUACGCUGGGACUUCUCAGGAUUCGUGUGCAGAGGGGUAUCAAUCUUGCAGUUCGUGAUACUCGAAGCAGUGACCCUUAUGUGGUUAUCACCAUGGGUAAUCAGAGAUUGAAGUCUCGUGUGAUAAAGAAAAACUGUAAUCCAGAGUGGAAUGACGAAUUGACUCUUUCUAUUUCGGAUCUUGACACUCCAAUCACUCUAACAGUGUACGACAAAGACACAUUAACUGUGGAUGAUAAGAUGGGUGAGGCAGAGAUUGAUAUUAAACCCUUAAUCGAAUGUCUUAGAAUGGGUUUGGAAAAACUCCCAAAUGGCUGUGUAGUGAAGAGGGUUCAGCCGAACAGGACAAAUUGCCUUGCUGAUGAGAGCAGUUGUGUCUGGAACAACGGCAAAAUCGUUCAAAACAUGUCUCUCAGGUUGAAAAAUGUGGAGUGUGGGGAAGUUGUGCUUCAGCUUGAGUGGAUUGAUCUUCCAGGUUGUAAAGGUCUAGGAGUUGACCCUAUGGUCUAAAUAUGUAGUUCUAGCUUACAAGCUUACUGUCUUUGCGCUUGAAAUAAGUUUGACGCGUUUUCUGUAUCAGAUCUGUUGUAAUAUGUACAUCCAACGUGUAGGUAUCAUCUAUGUGGACUUUUUUGUAAAUCUGGUUGAACUUUCUGAAUAAAAAUUAUGUAUAACUUUUGUAA
This is a messenger RNA of Ziziphus jujuba (common jujube), 870 nucleotides long. Its product is annotated as protein C2-DOMAIN ABA-RELATED 7. The transcript is spliced from 4 exons. The record is from RefSeq and is a predicted model, not a curated record. NCBI's taxonomy places the organism in Eukaryota, Viridiplantae, Streptophyta, Magnoliopsida, Rosales, Rhamnaceae. The coding region runs from base 65 to 697 and encodes 210 amino acids.